Messenger RNA from Setaria italica (foxtail millet), 2180 nucleotides. RefSeq names its product NLR family CARD domain-containing protein 3. The record is from RefSeq and is a predicted model, not a curated record. Bases 80 to 1918 code for a protein of 612 amino acids. Gene Ontology annotation, molecular function: small GTPase binding; GTPase activator activity. Gene Ontology annotation, biological process: nucleocytoplasmic transport; activation of GTPase activity. Gene Ontology annotation, cellular component: perinuclear region of cytoplasm; cytosol; nucleus. NCBI's taxonomy places the organism in Eukaryota, Viridiplantae, Streptophyta, Magnoliopsida, Poales, Poaceae. The transcript is spliced from 17 exons.
CCCUUCCCAAAACCCGCCUCUCCUCUCCCUCAUCCUGAUCCUCCCCAUCGCCUCCUCCGACCCCCAGCCGCCGCGUCUAAUGGAGUCCUCCCUCCUCCUCUCGUCCCCGCGCCCCCUCAGGUCCUUCCACCCGCUCCUCUCCCCUACCGCUCGCCGUCGCCACGCGUCGUUCCGCGGGAAGCCUCCCGCGCCACCGCCGCCCCUGCCGCCGAUUACACGCGGGAGCCGCCGGCUGGGCGUGGCGGUGCCGCGCGCCGCGCGCGAGGCGUUCGACGACGGGGUCCGCAGCCAGGACAGGCCCCCCGGGGUCGGCCGCGGGGGCGCGCGCCGGAGGGCCUACCGCGAGACGCAGGGGGAGUCCGCCGUGCCCCCCGCGGCGGCCGUCGCGCCCUACGUCGUCCCCGCCGGGGCGGUGCUCGUGCUGAGCUUUGUCAUAUGGAAGGUGGUUCAGAAUAUGCUUCCGGGGAAGAAAAAUGACCAGGAUUCUGGAGAAUCUGCGCCUUCUGGGAUCAUGUGGUCCUUUGCUGCUGGUUCCAAUUUGGCAACAUCUACCCGCAAUGCUGAAAAGGAGUCACGGAAAAAUCUCAACAAGUUCUACAAAGAACUCCGGACUUUGAAAACUGUUAACUUGGCAGGCCGCCAGUUUGGGGAUGAGGGUCUGUUUUUUCUAGCAGAAAGCUUAGCCUAUAACAAGAGUGCAGAGGAGGUGGACUUUGCUGGCAAUGGGAUAACAGCUGUGGGGAUAGAAGCCUUUGACGGAAUUCUUCAGAUAAAUACCGCUUUGAAAACUCUCAAUUUAUCUGGAAAUGACAUUGGAGACGAAGGAGCUAAGUGUCUUUCAGAUAUAUUGAUUGAAAAUGUGGGUAUUCAGAAGCUCCUACUGAACAGUAUUAAUAUUGGAGAUGAGGGUGCCAAGGCAAUAUCAAAUAUGCUGAAAAAGAACAAAUCAAUACGUAUCCUACAGCUCAGCAACAAUGCAAUUGAAUACAGUGGUUUUGUGAGUAUUGCGGAAGCCCUUCUAGAGAAUAAUUCUAUAAGGAGCCUGUAUCUCAAUGGCAACUAUGGCGGUCCUCUUGGUGCAUCCAGCCUAGCUCGAGGAGUUUUAGGGAACAAGUCUUUGAGGGAAAUUCACUUGCAUGGAAAUGGGAUUGGGAAUGAGGGAAUACAUGAGUUGAUGUCAGCAUUAUCUGCUCACAAAGGGAAGAUCACAGUUGUGGAUAUUGGUAACAACAACAUUAGCCCGGAAGGUUUACGUCCUGUUGCUGAGUUCAUCAAAAGGACGAAGUCUUUACUGUGGUUCAGUCUCUACAUGAACGACAUUGGCGACGAGGGAGCUGAAAAGAUUGCAGAGGCUCUGAAAGAUAACAAAACAAUUUCUACCAUAGAUUUGGGCGGCAAUAACAUUCACUCCAAAGGGGUUAGUGCAAUUGCGGAAACUUUGAAGGAUAACACAGUGCUGACAACAUUGGAUUUGAGCUACAAUCCAAUUGGAUCAGAUGGUGUAAAGGCUUUGUGUGAUGUCCUCAAGUUCCAUGGGAAGAUCCAAACCCUUAAGCUUGGCUGGUGCCAGAUAGGUGUGCAAGGUGCAGAGUUUAUUUCUGAUUGUCUGAAGUACAACACAACAUUGUCAACAUUGGAUUUGCGGGCGAAUGGGCUUGGAGAUGAUGGUGCUAUAUGCUUGGCACGAAGUUUCAAGAUAAUCAAUGAAUCUUUGACGUCACUUGACCUGGGUUUUAAUGAGAUUAGAGAUGACGGAGCGUUUGCAUUGGCGCAAGCACUCAAGGCUAAUGAAGAUCUGGCAGUCACAUCAUUAAAUCUUGGAAACAACUUCUUCACAAAAUUUGGACAGAUCGCUCUCUCUGAGGCUCGUGAUCAUGUAUAUGAGAUGAGCGAAAAGGAGAUAGACAUUUAUUUUUAGGUGGUGGUUUCCUCACUGGACAAUUUUAACACAUGAUUUUUGCACUUUUUGGGAACUAUUCAUCGAGUAGGCUGAAGAAUAAGAUCCAGGUAGAGCAUGCUUUAUGCCUGUAUAGAAAUUUUUGGUGAACUAGUUAACACUUUAGGCUAGCCAUUCUACUGUCUAUAUGCAAUUUUUGCUGGAGACAUCAAUCUUGUCUUGAACCAUUCAUAUUGGCUGGAAAUGGACUGGAUAUGAUGGAUAUUACAUACCGCUGAUCUUA